Molecule: messenger RNA, 5521 nt
Organism: Paramisgurnus dabryanus
Lineage: Eukaryota; Metazoa; Chordata; Actinopteri; Cypriniformes; Cobitidae
Gene: f8
Product: coagulation factor VIII, procoagulant component
Cellular component (GO): plasma membrane
Molecular function (GO): signaling receptor activity; copper ion binding; oxidoreductase activity
Source: RefSeq, a predicted model, not a curated record
GCAUCUCAGCAUCAUAUUCACCAGGUUGUAACUCACUUAAGUCCAGUGAUGAAGAUUCUGCUGUUCUUCUUCGUUCUCGCAGUGUGUCUGAACUCUUGCUGUGUCCUGACGAAGACUCUGGAGUUCUUCAUCGCAGCUCUGGAGACUAAGUGGGAAUAUGUGUUUACCGACACCAUAGAUCCGACUGCAAAUCAAAGGAAAUUUUCGUCCGGUGUUCAGAAAUACAUCAAGGCUGUAUAUAUAGAAUACACUGAUUCCACCUUUACGGAAAUAAAGUCAAAACCUCCAUGGGCUGGUAUUCAGGGUCCAACCAUCAAAACAACAGUGAACGACAGAGUGGUGAUCCACUUCAAAAACUUUGCAACCCAUUCCUUCAGUAUUUCCCCAAUUGGCAUUCCAUACUGGAAACAAUCUGAAGGCGCAGGGUACGAGGACUUGACUUCUGUGAAGGAGAGAGAGGACGAUGCAGUGCCUCCCGGUGGUUACUACAAGUACGUUUGGGACAUUUCCCCCAACAGCGGGCCAGCAGCAUCCGACCCCGACUGUCUCACGUACAUAUACUCAUCACAGGUGGACAUCGUACGAGACUUCAACAGUGGACUCAUCGGUGCCAUGCUGAUCUGCAAAACAGGUGUCCUGAAUGAGGAGAGACAGCAGACGGUUCCAGCAUUUGUUCUUCUGUUUGCUGUCUUUGAUGAAAGUAAGAGCUGGUAUCCGGAGGUGGGCCGAACGGACAAACUGAGAAAAACGUCUAGCCGGAAUCAGUUUCACACUAUCAACGGAUACGUCAACUCAACCCUACCAGGUCUAAGUGUGUGCCAGAAGAGCCCUCUGGUGUCCUGGCAUCUCAUCGGUCUCGGCUCCACACCAGAUAUCCACAGCAUUAAGUUUCAAGGUCACACCCUAAAGGUGUUUGACCAUAAGCGGGUGACGGUGGAAAUGACCCCGAUGACUUUCACUACAGCCCUAAUGAAACCAUCCACCACCGGACGAUUUCUCAUCUCUUGUGAGAUCCACUCUCAUCAGACAGCUGGCAUGAAUGCCUUCUUCACUGUUGAUAACUGUCCUGAACCGGUGCAGCUCCCGAGCCCAGACAGACGAAAUGUCAAACUUUUAGAUGAGGAUGAAAAUGAUGAAGAUAACAUGUUCUCUACCAUCGAAUUCAAUCCAAGAGGACCAAUGAUACGCUCCGGCGCCAGACGCAAACCUAAAAUCUGGGUUUAUUACAUCGCUGCUGAGGAAAUAGACUGGGAUUACUCAUCGUACAGCGAUGGCCGGGCUUCAUCAUCCUCAUCCUCAUCUGAGUGGUUCAGAAAGGGUCCUCAGCGUUUAGGUGGGGUGUAUAAGAAGGUGGCGUAUGUGGAGUACACAGACAAGACGUUCACUGUGAAGAAGACCACCGGCAAAAAGCUAAUGGGUCCAGAGCUCAGAGGAGAAGUGGGAAAUACAUUUCAGAUUGUUUUUAAAAAUAUGGCCAGUCAACCAUUCAACAUUUAUCCAAAUGGCCUGACCAACAUUCAACCCGUGAAGAAAACAGAAAAAGACAAUCAGGUGGAUCUUCGCUCUUUGGCUGUACCACCGGGUGAGAUAAUGAUGUACCUCUGGAAGCUGACUGCAGAAGAUGGGCCAACAGAAGCUGACCCUCGAUGCCUUACCCGCUUAUACCAAAGUACAGUGGACCCGGUUCGCGAUGUGGCAUCCGGUCUCGUAGGACCUCUGAUCAUCUGCAAAUAUCAAUCAUUGAAGAGAGGCCGAGCGGUACAUUCGGAUAAAGUAAGAAAACUGCUGUUUGCGGUGUUUGAUGAAAACAAAAGCUGGUUCUUUGAAGAGAACCUUAAGAAGAACAGUGAAGAUCCUCAGAAGAUCAACCGCAGCGAUCCGAAUUUCUACAAUUCAAAUGUCAUGCACACUGUGAAUGGUUUCAUGUUCAACCACCUUCAGUUAAGUAUGUGUGUUGGUGAUGUCAUACUCUGGCACGUCGCAAGCGUAGGGGUGCAGAACGACUUCCUGUCCAUCUACUUCACCGGCAACACGUUUGAGAAGGAUAAAACGUACGGAACGGUUCUCACGCUCUUCCCGAUGACAGGAGACACAGUGAUCACUGAAGUGGAGAUGCUAGGCGAAUGGGAAGUCAGUGCGUUUGACCCGUUUCUAAAGGACAGAGGCAUGAGCGUUCGAUACUCUGUUACUAACUGUGAAAAAGUUCUCCCCAUGACCGAUAACGAGGACUACGAAGAGGAAUACAUGGAUUACAACGCAAAUAACUUUCAGCUUCCACGCGGCAUACUGGAUAGGGACCGCACUAUCGCAAUUCGAGUGUGCAGAAACAGAACUGCAACGGAUUCGGCAGGCGGCAGGGAAAACGUCAGCCGAACUUUGGACAAUGAGAGACAAAACAGAAACCCGGUGUGUGAGAUAAGAUAUAUUUCAAUAAAGAGGGAAAAAGAUAGGAAUUCUUUAUCGCAGGGCGGUAUCCCGCAGGAUGUUCUGGAAGAACUGGACAGAGAGAUGGAUGGGAAUUCUGUAGAACGUCAGAAGAGGUCCCACCUUGAUUCUGGGUUAUACAGGAGAAGGCCAGAGUUAGCGAACAAGAUUCCCGAAAGUGAUCUUACAUACAAUAGCACAGAACAUAUGGACUCUGAGGAAAUGACAGAUGAACGCCAAAAUUUGAACAUAACAAACAUAGUGUCAGAUAAUGCAAAAACAUCCCACGGUUUGGGUGAAGAUAAACCCAGUGAAACCAAUGAUGUGUUAAGAAAAAUAUUUCUGAAAGACAAAAACCGUCAGGAGGGGAAGCUGACUGAUUCAAAAGCGAGAGAUCGAAGGGAGAUGUUGAGCGUCACCAAAGACAAUAUAAACCACGUAGAGGUAAAAGUCGAUAAAGUUCAAAGUGACAACGAAGUGCUGGACGAUUACGGAAGUUCCGCUCAAAUAACGGACAAGAUGGAGGAAAGUUUGAAUCCUGUUGGCUAUAAUUACAAAGACCCAAAUAAGUUUCUGGAACGCACAUCUAAUUCCUCAGAAAAUCAGACGCAUGGAGAGAAAUCAUUGGCAAAUGACUACGAUGACUAUAUGAAUGAAGGAAGCGUUUCAAGUAUGGAUCACAAAUAUGAUAACAACUUUGACAUCAGGUCCACAGGGUCGAAAUUCAGAAGUUACUACAUUGCCGCAGAGGAAAUCAUGUGGGAUUAUGGGAUUAACCAGCCGGCACAGGUCAUCAAACAACGGGAGAUGAAGAGAGGAUUGAAGAAAUACUUUCCAUCCUACAAAAAAGUGAUAUUUAGAGCCUAUCAGGAUAAAGAUUUCAAUAAACCAAUCAAACGAGGAGAAAUGGAUGAGCACCUCGGCAUUCUGGGUCCUGUGCUGAAAGCUGAGAUCAAUGAUGCUCUUACCGUGGUUUUCAAGAACAAGGCAACCAAGCCGUACUCCUUUCAUCUGCACGGCGUGUAUGAUAAGACCCAGGGGAGUUUUGGUCCUGGAUUGGGUCAAGAUGGGUUCAAGGCUGGGGAGGUACCAGGUGAUCCCGUCCCUCCAGGAGAGCAGCGGGUGUACCGCUGGAGUAUUUCGAAACGACAAGGUCCUUCAGCUUCAGAGUUUGACUGCAAGGCUGGAGCUUACUAUUCCAAUGCCAACAUGGAGAAGGACAUCAACUCUGGUCUGAUCGGCCCAAUGCUGAUAUGUCGUCCCGGUACACUACAUCCAGAUUUCCGGCUUCAGCCGGGGGUGACCGAUUUCUUUCUCCUCUUCACGACCUUUGAUGAAAGGAAAAGUUGGUACCUCGACGACAACAUCAAAAAGUACUGUGCUCCACCCUGCCAGGCUAGACAAGACGAUCCAUGGUUUCAGAUCACCAACAGGUUUGCAGCUAUUAACGGCUAUGUGUCAGAGACUCUUCCUGGCCUGCUAGUUGAACAGUAUCAGACGGCUCGCUGGCAUCUCCUCAAUGUCGGGACUGGAGGAGAAUUUCACGCCGUACACUUUCACGGCCUGCCGUUCAGUGUUGGAAAAAACCAGGAACACCGCAUGGGAAUUUUCAACCUCUUUCCAGGUGUGUUUGGAACCGUGGAGACGAGGCCGGCCAUCGUGGGCACCUGGUUGAUCGAAUGCACCAUUGGAGAACAUCAGAUGGCAGGCAUGAGAGCCAAAUUAUUGGUUUACAACCCACGAUGUAUUCAGCCAUUAGGAAUGCAGUCCGGAUGGAUUCAUAAUGACCAAAUAACAGCAUCUGAUUACUACGGUGAUUGGAAGCCUGAUUUAGCCCGACUGGGGUUAACUGGAUCUAUUAAUGCCUGGAUGGGCACCAAAAAAGAUUCAUGGCUCCAGGUGGAUCUGUUAAGGCCGAUGCUUCUUCAUGGUCUUAAGACACAGGGUGCAAAGACCUCAAUGGGUCUGAGCGAGGCGUUCACCAUUUAUUAUACCAUCAGUUACAGCACAGACCAAGAGACCUGGAUCACCUACAUAGGAAACAGCACCAAGUCACCUUAUUCCUUCAAUGGAAACAUGGACGGUUCUAGAAUAAAAGAGAAUUUGUUUUCUCCACCCAUCGUGGGUCGAUACAUCAGGAUUCACCCGCAGACUUUUCAGAAACAGCCCACCCUGAGGAUAGAGCUGCUGGGUUGUGACCUCAAUAGUUGUUUCAUGCCAUUAGGAAUGCAACGGCAGUUGAUUCCCAGCAGCAGUAUCACAGCCUCAUCGUUCCUGAACAAGUGGCUACUUUCCUGGAGUCCUGAUCUCGCUCGGCUCAAUCAAGAAGGUCGUGCAAAUGCGUGGAGACCUAAGACUAAUAAUCCUCAUGAGUGGCUACAGGUGGACUUUAGUUCAAUGAGAAGAGUGAUAGGUGUAGUAACACAGGGGGCUCGAGCUAUGCUAAAACAUUUGAUGGUCACUGAAUUUACAGUCUCCUGUAGCAAUGAUGGUCGAAGCUGGACCAGCGUGAAGGAGCAGCUCACAAACCAAGAUAAGAUCUUUGAAGGAAACAGUGAAUAUGAUGAGGAGAUGCUGAACUACUUUGAUCCUCCACUCUUUACACGCUUUAUACGCAUUCACCCUAAAGGCUGGAUCAGUGAAAUCGCCCUCCGGGUGGAGUUUCUGGGCUGUGAUACACAAACAUCACUUUAAGAUACAAAGAGAUGCACGCGAAGGAGACUGGAGGUGAAAGAAACAACAGACGCUUUUAUCCACAUAAAUCCUCGCUGUCUGCUGUCAGAAUGCAGCACUACCUUUAAUUCUGGCUAAAACAUGGCGUCUUAUAUCUGCACACAUAAGCAAUAUACAGUCUACUUUAUGUGUUUCUAAUGAAUUGCUGUAAGUUAUAAAAAAAUUACUGUCAACAACAGUACACCCGUUGUCUGCUUCUGAAACAUUAUUCUGGUGAGUUGAUCUACCCACCCAUAUCAUUUUUUGGUAAUCUGUUUGUAUAUACUGGCCUGAGAUGACUACUGAAUUUGCCAUAUGCUGUACUUUUGUAUUUUGUACUGUGAAACAGAAGUGAAAUUUGUGUUUUAUAAAAUAUUUAAAUCAG